Zingiber officinale is the source of this 1703-nucleotide messenger RNA. Its product is annotated as ornithine aminotransferase, mitochondrial-like. The transcript is spliced from 10 exons. Lineage: Eukaryota; Viridiplantae; Streptophyta; Magnoliopsida; Zingiberales; Zingiberaceae. Bases 49 to 1488 code for a protein of 479 amino acids. Gene Ontology annotation, cellular component: cytoplasm. Gene Ontology annotation, molecular function: identical protein binding; L-ornithine transaminase activity; pyridoxal phosphate binding. The record is from RefSeq and is a predicted model, not a curated record.
GACGCCAGGACAGGAAGCUGCUAAUUGCUCAGGUUGCGAGUUGCGACGAUGGCGAUGAUAAUGAAACACAUGGCUGCUUCCAGAAGGCAACUGCAGGUGGCGGCGAGCAGGAUCGUGGGCGCAAGAACCAUGUCGGCAGUUCCUCACAAGUCCCCUCCUCCUUCCUCGUCGGAGGAGCUAAUGCGGUUGGAACAGGAGCGCAGCGCUCACAAUUACCAUCCCAUUCCUAUGGUUUUUUCUAAAGCAAGUGGCACAUGUGUAUGGGAUCCAGAAGGCAACAAGUACAUUGAUUUCUUAUCAGCUUAUUCUGCUGUUAAUCAGGGGCAUUGUCAUCCAAAAGUUAUGAAAGCUUUAAUUGAACAAGCACAAAAGCUCACUCUUAGCUCUAGAGCUUUCUAUAAUGACAAGUUUCCUACUUUUGCUGAGCACGUUACUCAACUGUUUGGAUAUGAUAUGAUGUUACCGAUGAAUACUGGGGCUGAAGGAGUGGAAACAGCAUUGAAACUGGCAAGAAAAUGGGGUUACAAGAAGAAAAAGAUCCCUCAGGAUAAGGCUCUCAUUGUAUCUUGUUGUGGUUGUUUCCAUGGUCGGACCGUGGGGGUAAUAUCUAUGAGUUGCGACAAUGAUGCUACUCGUGAUUUUGGUCCCUUGGUUCCAGGGCAUCUCAAAGUUAAAUUUGGUAAUGUUGAUGCACUAGAAAAAAUCUUCAAAGAUCACGGGGAGCAAAUUUGUGGUUUUCUGUUUGAGCCUAUUCAAGGGGAAGCAGGAGUCAUAAUACCACCAGAUGGUUAUUUAAGAUCUGUCAGAGAUCUAUGUUCUAGAUACAAUAUUCUGAUGAUUGCUGAUGAAAUACAAACUGGUAUAGCUCGCACUGGGAGAAUGCUAGCAUGCGACUGGGAAAUGAUACGACCUGAUGUUGUGAUACUAGGAAAAGCCUUAGGAGCUGGUGUUAUACCAGUAAGUGUAGUUCUUGCUGACAAGGAAAUCAUGUUGUGCAUCCAGCCUGGAGAGCAUGGAAGUACUUUUGGAGGAAACCCGUUGGCAAGUGCUGUAGCAGUUGCUGCAUUGGAUGUUAUCAAGGAGGAAGAACUCGUCAAGAGGGCUGAACAGUUGGGGCAGGUGCUCAGGGAUCAACUAGGAAAAGUUCAAUUACAAUUCCCACAGAUAAUAAAAGAAGUUCGGGGAAAAGGAUUGCUUAAUGCCAUAGAUCUUAACCACAAAGCCCUCUCUCCUGUUUCGGCCUAUGAUAUAUGUAUGAAAUUGAAGGAGAGAGGGAUUCUUGCAAAGCCAACACAUGAUACCAUUAUUCGGUUAGCUCCUCCUCUCACCAUAAGCUUGGAGGAGAUCAGCGAAGCAUCAAAAGCUAUCAGUGAUGUGUUGGAGAUUGACUUGCCCAAGAUGCAGAAGCAGAAGCAAAAUGCUGAGACUCCAACACCUACGCAAGCAUGUGAUCGAUGCGGGAAGCAAUUGCACGAUUCAACAGACUGAUUCCUUUGCUCUAGGUUCUUUCCCUCUUGCUACACAUGCUCAUGCCUACCACUGCUCAAACCAAGGAACUACAAAGUUGAGAUGAUUUCAGUCUGUCCCAAUAAACUAUAAACUGUCGUGAUUUAAUAAACCAAACUUGAAUAAGAGAUUUUGACUUUGCUAGUGAUAUGUUCUCAACCUACUUCAUUGGAUUAUGGGUUUUGACUUUUUCGUAA